Molecule: messenger RNA, 3859 nt
Organism: Blastomyces gilchristii SLH14081
Lineage: Eukaryota; Fungi; Ascomycota; Eurotiomycetes; Onygenales; Ajellomycetaceae
Product: DUF500 and domain-containing protein
Exons: 4
Coding region: 459-1691 (410 amino acids)
Biological process (GO): actin filament bundle assembly; actin cortical patch localization
Cellular component (GO): actin cortical patch
Molecular function (GO): actin filament binding; phosphatidylinositol binding
Source: RefSeq, a predicted model, not a curated record
UGUCGCUCUAACGUCCGUAAUACAUAAGAUUACAUCCUCGCAGCGUCACUGACUCAGCCACUCUCCACACCCCCGGGCACCCAACCCAACCCAAGAGCCAGACUUUCCAACACCUUAGUAUUUUCUCUCCUCUCGUUCAACUCCCCUUCGCCGCCUCUCCAUAACGCCGUGGCUACUUCCAAUCCCAUUCCGUAUCUUAUACAUAUUAUUGUGUUGUGAAGGCACGGGUCUCCACAAAACACGUCUCGAAUUCGCGGACCUAAGCUUCGGAGUGACGCCUCUGCCGCGACCAUCCGCCUUUUCUCCUCCUUAUCCUUAUCUUGCUCAUCAGCCACUUUCCCCUCUAUAUAUUCAUACCACGUUAUAUAUAUAUAUAUAUCCGUAGCCAAAGUCAUUCCCCUCUUCGUUCAUCCAAGGUCUCGAAUUCUGUGUCCAACUAGCAAAUACUUCCGGGAAACAUGCCUCUGGGAAUUCAUAAUCCGCUGCCCUCUUCUAUGAGGAGCGAAUGCAGAAAAGCUGGAAAAAUCCUUGCUUCUUUUGUCGAUCCCCGUCAAGCUUUCGGGCCAGAUAAGAUCAUUCCCCCUCAGAUAUUAGCAAAUGCAAAGGGUCUUGCGGUCCUUACCGUGAUAAAAGCGGGCUUUCUUGGCUCUGCGCGAUUCGGUUCAGGUAUUGUCGUUGCCCGUUUGGCAGAUAAUUCAUGGUCGGCUCCGUCCGCACUCGCCACAGCCGGGGCGGGAUUCGGUGGACAAAUAGGAUUUGAACUAACAGACUUUGUUUUCAUUUUAAAUGAUUACAAUGCCGUCCGGGCGUUCUCUCAGGCCGGUAGCAUAACAUUAGGAGGCAAUGUUUCAAUUGCAGCUGGACCCAUUGGGCGCAACGCCGAGGCUGCUGGAGCUGCGAGUAUGAAAGGGGUUGCUGGAGUUUUCUCAUAUUCCAAGACAAAAGGUCUUUUUGCGGGUGUAAGCCUGGAGGGUAGUGUACUAGUGGAGAGGAAGGAUGCAAAUGAACGGCUUUAUAAUUCCAAAGUUUCUGCCCGCCAGCUGCUUGAAGGAUCGAUCCGUCCGCCCCCUGCCGCAGACCCUCUCAUGCGCGUCCUCCAAUCACGUGCGUUCUCUGGGAACGUGGGUUCUGGUAAUGACUCAAUGUACAAUGAUAUCCCCAUAUAUGACGACUCGCACGACAGAGUGGUUUGGGAGGGAAGGCGAGGCGAAGCGAUGGGAGAGGGUGUGCGACGCGACCGCACCGGAUCCUUGAAUUCGCGAGAUGACUAUCAAUACCAUGAUCGACCAAGGCGUGCCAACACUUGGGCUGAUGACGUCUAUGACCGGUCACCUGGUAGUAGCGGUAGCAUAAACCGAUCCUACACUACACGGGCUAAUCCAAAAGAGACUUUCGAUAAUUAUAGCCGCGCCGAUGAAGAUGGCUAUUCGUACAGUGACAGGAGGCCGACACGUCCCACAGCCCCCAAGCCGGUGUUCUCCUCGAGACCAGCCGCCUCUUCGUUGCAGAAGAACCAGGCCGUGGCGCUGUUCACUUUCGAUGCUGACCAGGAAGGAGAUUUGGGAUUUAAAAAGGGCGAGGUCAUCACCAUCAUAAAAAAAACGGACAAGAAAGAGGACUGGUGGACAGGGCGAAUAGGUGAUAGAACCGGCAUCUUCCCUAGUAACUACGUGGACGCCUCCACUCUCUAACCCGGCGUUUUUUUGAUAAUGACCAACAUCCACCGCUCCUCCUGUCAACAGCAUCCGCCAACAGACGAUGUACUACCCAAGCAUGCUCUUUUACGCGCCCCAUCUCAUUUUGACCAUUCUUGCCCUUUUCACCAGUGAAUUACCAACGUCUAGCCAACAUCCCCAAGCGAAAAGACCGGCCUUACCGCCUCCCGUUUUACCCAUAUCAACUGUUAUAUAUACCCGUAGCCCUAUUUUUAGGAGUAUACUUACAUACAUGCCGAUCUCGAUUUCUUGGGUAUCUUUACUCUUUCGUUUUUUUUUUCUUCUCUUUUCUUUUCCUUUUUUUUUUUUUUUGUGCAUUUUUGAAAUCUUCAGCGCUUCUUCGGUUUGGUAUAUUAUUGCUCAAUUUUGUUUUUCAUGUCUUCUUCAAAAUGGCGCCAACACCUCGUUUCUUGCAUUUUUCGUUUCUGUUUAGGCCCGGACGUCUGAGCUCAGCCCUCCCCCGUCCUUUCUUUUUUUUUUUGUUUUUUAACCUCAAUCUAGCUCCAAACUUAACCAUUCCAUGGCAUAAAGAAGAUUCACUUGAUACGGUUUGAACAAAUUAUUAUCCAUUGCAGAGACAAGGCAAAGCACGAAUUAUGAAUAUUUUCCGCGGCGACAGCUAUCCCCUAGAAGCUUGACCAGCCAAUCUUUUGCACUGCCAGGCGGCGAGCUAUCAUACAGGCGGUCGGGGAAAUGCUUCAAUACAUGGUUAGCUCCCUACCGUCCUCAUUCCCCAGGUGCCCGGAUAUCUAUUACUCUCACUGUUAUGACGGGUGCAAUCCGACGAGUAUUUCUGGCGCUCAUCAGCGCUUCCUAGCCGCGAUUGGUAUGAUUUAGAAAGUCAGGCACUGUACAUCGGCCUUCCCGAUCCGGGUGAUUUCCCACGCACCUUGCGAUAUCCAAAUUUUCACAGCGUAGAACGUGCACACCCAUAUACGGCACAUUCAUUGUGCUAUAAUGUACAUGUAUGUAUGUAUGUACAUGUACAUGUACUUUCCCCAGCGGUUAUGGCCCACAUAUGCCAACGCUCUAAUAAGAGAAACACGGGGGGUUAAUUCGUCCUGGGCAGAUCUUAAGAAAAAGAAAUGAGUAGUUGAUGUUCGGAAAAUAUUAAAUGGCUUGCCUCUUUUUCGUUUCCAUCAAAACCUCAAAAGGGUGAUGAUCAAAAAGGGUGAUGUUUCUUCUCCAAGGAUUCCCAUUCCACGAAACUGCUUCACUCCAAGGAAUGUAUGGCGGGAAGAGGUUUCAACGGGGUUCCAUUCAUAAUUUUCUCUCGACGACUAUCUAAAGGUUACUGUACAAUUACAUACAACAACCCCGAGGCGCCCUUCUCCGAUUGUAAUGCUCCCCUCCAUCCUACUCAUUAGGUGCGCUGUCUUGCAUUGAGAAGGUGAAUCGCUACUGGAGUUUCCUCACCAUGCCCGUGCACAUUUCUCGUUUACUUGCCACCAAGCACUGUCAUGUCCCUCAGGUUCUUAGAUGAAGGGUGGGAUUUCAUUGUAUAGAAUGUGUGUCUUGCCGUGACCACGUUCCACGUCGUCGUUUCCAUCAUAAAGUUGGUAAGCUCUGCCUCUAGAGGUAUAUGUUUCAUAUGGGGUGUUGUGCAAUCUGCGAUCUCGACGUGCGCAAAGCGCUUUGAACCAUGUCAGAGAAGAGACAGGGUUUUACAUCAUUCCCACUUUAGGCCUUCCCUAUUGAAGCUACGAUUGCAUCUUCCUCUACGACUUCUGGGAGUGCGAAUAGUUUCAGCUACUUCAGUAUCCAGUUAUCACAUUUUUCAGCUAAAUCACAGCGCGGGAUUGGAGAGGCAAGGUGAGGUGAUUUAUCUGCUCGCGUUGGGCGGCGGUGACACACAUCUUCCUUCAGCUCGACUCUCGAUAACAUCCAUCAUAUUUAGUUAACAGAGAGCACGUCCUUACAAAAGUAGGUACGAUAUGAAGAACAUCCGAAGGCGAAUCACAUCUAUUUGGUUCAUUUCUUGUAGCGUGAGAGGUACAGACACGUUUUGUUUCUAAAGCACACGAGCCUUGGUGUGCUAAUUAUUGCGGAGCUAGUCCGUAUUAGGAAACAGUGAUUCUACAGGCGUGCAAUAUAGUAGAAUUGGAUAUUUUCAUCAUCAUUACAAGCAUCAAAUGGUCGCUUAC